AUGUAUAUUCCAAAGAAGUACUCGGAAUCAAAUUGGGAACAAAUUGAAUACUUGAUAAAAACUUAUCCCUUGGCCACGGUAAUCACAACUGAUAAAACUGGUAAAAUUAUAGCUAACCAUAUUCCAUUUUAUUUAAAAGAAGAUGGUGAUAAUUAUCAUUUAAUUGCUCAUAUUGCAAAAGCAAAUCCACAAUUACCUAGUCUUGAAGACAAUUCCAACGUAUUAGUCAUUUUCCAAUCUAACAAUACUUAUAUCACACCAAAUUAUUAUCCUGGUAAACAAGAAACUCAUAAAUAUGUUCCUACUUGGGAUUUCGCAAGUGCUCACAUAUAUGGAAGUUCUAAAAUAAUUGAUGAUUUUCAGUUUGUUAGAGAUCAAUUGAAUUAUUUGACCAAUCAACAAGAAGCUAAAAAGGAAACUGAUAAAUGGAAAGUUAGCGAUGCACCUGAGAAUUAUUUAAAUAUUAUGCAAAAGGCAAUUACUGGUUUACAAAUUUCAAUUGAAUCAACUGAAUGUAAAUUCAAAUUUGAACAAGGUAUGAAAGAAAAUGAUAUAAAUGGAGUUAUAAAUGGUUUAAAAAAUGACGGUAAAGUCGAUUUAUCAAAUCUUACAAAAGAAACAAAUAUUAGAGCAAAAUCAUCUAAACAAAAACAAUAA
Molecule: messenger RNA, 657 nt
Organism: Insectozyma verbasci
Lineage: Eukaryota; Fungi; Ascomycota; Pichiomycetes; Serinales; Debaryomycetaceae
Source: the annotation of a GenBank genome assembly